CGUAUUCUGCCUUUUAUUUUUAUUUUUUGUCAUCUAAACAAGAUACAUUAUAAACAUGGCAGCCAACAUUGAUCCCAAUUCUGCUGUAUAUGCUACUGAUGAAUAUGGUAGACCCUUUAUUAUCGUAAGAGAAGGACAACAAAAAUCAAGAUUAAGUGGUAUUGCUGCUAUUCGCUCUCAUAUUCUUGCUGCUAAAACAGUGACAAAUAUUAUCAAGACCUCUCUUGGCCCUAGAGGUCUUGAUAAAAUCUUGAUUUCCCCUGAUGGUGACAUCACGGUCACUAAUGAUGGUGCUACUAUUCUCGAUCAAAUGGCUGUUGAACAUCAAAUCGCCAAGCUUCUUGUUCAGUUAUCUCAAAGUCAAGAUCAAGAAAUUGGUGAUGGUACUACGGGUGUUGUUGUUCUUGCUGGUGCCUUAUUGGAACAAUGUGAACAGCUUUUGGAUCGUGGUAUUCACCCUAUCCGUAUUGCUGAUGGUUUCGAGCGUGCAUGUGCUGUUGCUGUCAAACAUUUAGAUGAAAUCUCAGAUACCAUUGAAUUCGAUAAAGAAAAUGUAGCCAAUCUGAAAAAGACAGCCAUGACCAGUCUUGGUAGUAAAAUUGUCUCCAAGCACCAUGAAAAAUACGCUGAUAUUGCCGUCAAUGCAGUAUUGAGUGUUGCAGACUUGGAGCGUAAGGAUGUUGAUUUUGAAUUGAUCAAGGUAGAUGGCAAAGUAGGUGGUUCUUUAGAAGACACUAUUUUGGUCAAGGGUGUUGUUGUUGACAAAGACAUGUCCCACCCUCAAAUGCCUCGUCAAGUCGAAAAUGCCAAAAUUGCCAUCUUGACCUGUGCAUUUGAACCCCCUAGACCCAAGACAAAGCAUAAGCUUGAUAUCACCUCGGUAGAAGAAUACGAAAAACUAAAGGAAUACGAAAAAGAAAAGUUUAGCCAAAUGAUUCAACAAGUCAAGGAUUCUGGUGCCAAUUUGGUUAUCUGUCAAUGGGGUUUUGAUGAUGAAGCCAACCACUUGCUCUUACAGAACCAAUUGCCUGCUGUUCGAUGGGUGGGUGGUCCCGAAAUAGAAUUGAUUGCUAUUGCUACCAAUGGUCGUAUUGUGCCUCGUUUUGAAGACUUGUCAGCAGAAAAGCUAGGUCAAGCUGGUGUUGUACGUGAAUUGACUUUUGGUACGACCAAGGACCGUAUGUUGGUCAUUGAAGAAUGUGCCAAUAGUCGUGCUGUCACUGUCUUUGUUCGUGGUGGUAACAAGAUGAUUAUUGAUGAAGCUAAGCGUUCUCUUCAUGAUGCCAUGUGUGCUGUUCGUAACUUGGUUCGUGAUAACCGUGUUGUUUAUGGCGGUGGUGCUGCUGAAAUCAGUUGUUCUCUUGCUGUUGCCAAAGUGGCUGAUGAAAUCUCUUCCAUUGAACAAUAUGCUAUGCGUGCAUUUGCUGAUGCUUUAGAUGCCACACCUCUUGCUCUUGCUGAAAACUCUGGUCUGUCUCCUAUUGAAACUUUGGCUGAAGUCAAGGCUCAACAAGCGACUACUGGUAAUUCCAAAUUGGGUAUUGACUGUCUCUACAAGGGUUCAAAUGAUAUGAAAGAACAACACGUCUAUGAUCCUUUGAUCUCAAAACGUCAACAAUACUUGUUGGCCACACAACUUGUCAAGAUGAUUUUAAAGAUUGAUGAUGUGAUCACUACUUAUGAAACUCAAUAAAUUCAUAUUCUCUUUUUUUUUUUAAAAAAAAAUGACAGACAUAGAAUUCAAAUGCUCCUAUAAAACCUGUUUAACAAUACCAUGAUCAAACGCAUUGUAUUCCAACCUCUCCCC
Messenger RNA from Gilbertella persicaria, 1807 nucleotides. RefSeq names its product T-complex protein 1 subunit epsilon. Gene Ontology annotation, biological process: protein folding. Lineage: Eukaryota; Fungi; Mucoromycota; Mucoromycetes; Mucorales; Choanephoraceae. Gene Ontology annotation, cellular component: chaperonin-containing T-complex. The record is from RefSeq and is a predicted model, not a curated record. The transcript is spliced from 6 exons. The coding region runs from base 56 to 1693 and encodes 545 amino acids. Gene Ontology annotation, molecular function: ATP hydrolysis activity; ATP-dependent protein folding chaperone; ATP binding.